UCACGAACUGUUUGUAAGCUGGAAUCCCCAGCAACUCAACUUUGGCUCGUUAAGCUUUCGGUAAAGCCGGGCAAUGCCUUUCAUCUAAAAUUAAUUAUACAGAAUGUUACUUUUGAAAGACUGAUACAUGCAUAUAGCAACCAGGGGAUGAAUGGGGGCUAAUUUAUAACAGUCUAAUCCUUUAUUAUUGUGCCUGCCCUUUCUCUCUCUCUCUGCACCCUGCUCCAUUCUUCUCCUUGCACGCAGCUUCACUUUCCUUUUGUGCGUCCCUGUUUCCAACCAUUUCAGCAUGACGAGCACGGCUGAGCUCUUGCAAGCUGAGGCAGAGCUCUGGUGCCACGCCUUCGGCUACCUCAAAUCCAUGGCACUGCAGUGCGCGAUCAAGCUCGGGAUCCCCAACGCCAUCCACCGCAGCGGCGGCACUGCGUCUCUGCCCGAGCUGCACGCCGCUCUCCCCGUCGCCGCGAGCAAGCGAUCAUGCGUGUCCCGCAUCAUGACGUUCUUGGCCGCGUCGGGGAUAUUCUCAGAGGAGAGCCCGGCGGCAGCGGCAGACGGCGAGGUCGCAGCAGGCGUGCGCUACAGCCUCACCCCAGCAUCUCGCCUCCUUGUCGACGACGACGAUAGCGUCACCAGCGGCAGUCACCAUACAUGCCUCUCACAGUUCAUGCUCCUGUGCUGCUCGCCGAUCAAUUUCAGGGCGUCACAGAGCCUGGAUGACUGGCUCAGGGUUGACGAGCUCGACGGCGACAACCACGCCGCCGCGGCAGCAGCCGAGACACCGUUCAUGAUGGCUAACGGAGCGAGCCUCUACGGUCUCACCAGCCGUGACGCGGAGUUCGGCGCGCGUUUCAGCGAAGGGAUGGGCUCCGACAGCCGCUUCGUGGCGGAGAUCCUCGCCCGCGGCGGCUGCGCCCCGGUGUUCGCCGGACUGACGUCCCUGGUGGACGUCGGAGGCGGUGACGGGACGACGGCGAGGGCCAUUGCCAGGGCCUACCCGCACGUGAGGUGCUCCGUGCUGGAGCUGCCCGAGGUGGUGGUGGACGCCGUGCCGGCUGAUGGUGGUGCUGUUGAGUUCGUCGCAGGCGACAUGAUGGAGUACAUCCCUCCAGCUGAUGCUGUGUUACUCAAGUUUGUGCUACAUAACUGGAGUGACGAGGAAUGUGUUCGAAUCUUGAAGCUAUCCAAAGAAGCUAUUUCUACUCGAGAACCAAAGGGGAAGGUGAUAAUAAUAGAUGUUGUUUUAGGAUCAUCUGCAUCUAAACAGAUACUAGAAGCUCAACUUUUGUUGGAUCUAUGUAUGAUGGUUAUAUUACCAGGAAAACAGAGAGACGAGGAGAAAUGGCAUAAGAUUUUCUUGGAUGCAGGAUUUACCCGAUACGAGAUGAGUCCUAUGUUAGGAUCUCGAUCACUUAUCGAGGUCUAUCCAUAGCUAGACCCUGCAGAUAACCAUGUCAUAUGACCUAUCAAAGGGUUAAGGCCCUAACUUACACAUUGCACUUGUCAUAUAAUGUAAUUUAGUUUGAUCACUAACCUAAGAGCAAGUAGUUUUGCCACAUAUUGUUGUGUACGUUAGUGUUACACACCUACUUAUUUCCUACAUGAACUGUUUGUUCAAGGUAGACAAGG
Sorghum bicolor (sorghum) is the source of this 1626-nucleotide messenger RNA. Its product is annotated as acetylserotonin O-methyltransferase 1. Bases 290 to 1429 code for a protein of 379 amino acids. Gene Ontology annotation, biological process: methylation. The record is from RefSeq and is a predicted model, not a curated record. Lineage: Eukaryota; Viridiplantae; Streptophyta; Magnoliopsida; Poales; Poaceae. Gene Ontology annotation, molecular function: S-adenosylmethionine-dependent methyltransferase activity; protein dimerization activity; O-methyltransferase activity. The transcript has 2 exons.